This is a messenger RNA of Trypanosoma cruzi, 3513 nucleotides long. Its product is annotated as kinesin, putative. The record is from RefSeq and is a predicted model, not a curated record. The transcript has a single exon. Bases 1 to 3513 code for a protein of 1170 amino acids. Gene Ontology annotation, biological process: microtubule-based movement; mitotic spindle organization. Lineage: Eukaryota; Euglenozoa; Kinetoplastea; Trypanosomatida; Trypanosomatidae. Gene Ontology annotation, molecular function: microtubule motor activity; microtubule binding; ATP binding.
AUGCAAAGCUAUUCCCCCGCAGGAUCCCCUUUGAACUCUGCGCGUCCGGCGUCCACACCGAGAAGGCGGGAGAAUGACUUUCGACGGGUACAUUCAUCCAGAUCUAUUACCACCACGCAUCACCGCUCGAUAGUGGAACUUUCACAGGGGCAAGGAAAUGCUAUGAGGGUGUAUGUGCGUGUAAGACCAUUUAGUGAACGGGAGUUGUCGUUGAGCAUGCCACAUCACAGCACGGUACGUAUUGAUGUGGAAAACCCAUGCCUGAUUACGUUGUUGGAUCCUCAGAAGGAUUUUCGGCCUCGCGAAACAUUUAGUUUUACUCGUUGUUUCUGGUCUGUUUUGGAGCAGGGUAGCAAUGAUAUGUGCCGUGGAAGGACUGCUGGGGAAAUCCGUGGAUCGAUUGAUAUGUUUAUCAACAACAAUGCAUCCUCCGCACGAGGCAAUCGGAGCCGAUGCUUGAAUACAAGCCUCUCCAACACCAGCGUUUUAUCUGCGCGUGGGCGAGCGGCUGCUGAGAAUUCAGUCUCGUUUGAGGGUGCAGGAUCAAAUGCGGCGAUUGUUGCGGGGUCGGUGGUUACCCAUCCACCCUACAGCUCUCAGCAGGAUAUUUACAAUGAGGUUGGACGCCCCAUAUUAGAGAACACCUUGGAAGGGUACAAUGGGUGUGUCUUUGCGUACGGACAGACUGGCAGUGGGAAAACUUUUUCCAUGUUUGGUUAUGCCCCAAAGAGUACUGAUUUUCAUUCGGCCUUUAAGCACCAGCAUGUGGCGUUUGAAGAUUAUGAAGAAGAUGAUUGCGAAGUCUCUAAGCCGUCUAUUAGUUUUACCUCACCCGCACGUUUUAGCCGUGCAUCUCUACUGAGCAGUCAGAACAGUCUAAAGGAUGGUUUUGCCCCGCAAUUGGGUACACAAGGAAAUAUGGAUCGCCCGGCGGUAGACAUUGUCGACCAUACAGGAAUGGACCCUAAUGAACUGCAAGGAAUUAUUCCCCGCAUCAGUGCCGACCUUUUUAGUGGAUUGCGCGAAAAGCGGGAUACGGACCCCUCACACUCCUACCGCGUCGAGGUGGAGUACUAUGAGAUUUACAAUGAAAAGGUGUAUGAUUUAAUUCGUCCCCAAAAAGAUGCCGAUUUAAGGAUUCGCCACAACCCCGUCAGUGGACCGUACGUGGAGGGACUCACUUCCAAAGUGGUUGCCAACGAGGAAGAAGUUGCGAGAGUAAUUCGCAAGGGGAGCGUUGAGAGACACACCGCAGCCACAAAAGUCAAUGACCGCAGCAGUCGCAGCCACGCCAUUAUUACAUUGAAUAUCAUGCAGCUAAUCCUUGACAAGAGCGAUAACACUUGCAAGAAACAGAGUAAGUUGAAUCUUGUCGAUCUUGCAGGCUCGGAGCGCACAGGUGCUGUUGGGGCGGAGGGAAAACAGUUUCUGGAAGGGACCAAAAUUAAUCUUUCUCUCACCACCUUGGGCCGAGUCAUCGACUGCCUGGCCGAUCUCGCGCAGUCCAAGUCACUUUCCGUGCCCGUGCCAUAUCGUGACUCCAACCUCACGUGGCUUCUAAUGGACUCGCUUGGGGGAAACAGCAAGACGUCGAUGUUGGCCACCAUCUCCCCCCACAGUGUAAACUUCGAUGAGAUGCGACAGACUAUACGCUACGCGUCACGUGCAAGGCAAAUUGUGAAUAAAGCAGUUAUUAAUGAGGAUCCACAGGUGCGUCAAAUCCGCCUUUUGACAGCCGAAUUAGAUCGCCUCAAGAAAGUUAUUCGCGAUGCCGGGCAUAACGAAUUUAGCCGUGACUACGUUUUGGAAUUGCAGCGUCGUAAUAACUUUUUGGAGAAACGCUGUCAGGAACAGGAGAUGCUCAUUGUGGAGCUUCAGGCUGAAUUAGAAGGACGUGUAAUGAAUAAUCGGACGGAAGAUUCACGUGCAAUUUCUGCUAGACGAGCACGCCCUGGUCACUUGCCGGAAACGAGUGCACGACAGCGCCGGGACUCUGUUGAGGAAGAGAAAAACCCAACGCUCCUCAAGGCGCGGCUUGUCGAAGCCAAAACAGAGAAUGAAGUGCUUCGUCGCCAAAUUGCCGAGGAGGAAAGAAAUAAACGACCCGAUGCCUCCAACAGCACCGAACAAGUUGCGGAGCUGAAUAUCCGUGUGCAAAAUCUGAAGAGGGAGGUAGACAAAAUGCGGAAAUACGAUGCGAAGAAGGAACAGUACAUGCAGCGGUAUUCCUUCUUUUAUGUGGACAUGGCGUCGGAUAUUUUGCACAGGAUAAUGCUGCAGAAAGAGGAGGAGUUUGUGAGACAGGUGGCGCAUCUCUUCAUUUCCCAAAACGGUGAGGUGGGCGAUGGUAUUCGCCGCCUUAAUAAAGCUCAUCGUGAGGAAAUGGAGCAGAUGCGCAAACGUCACGUGGAAGAAAUGGAGGAGUUACAUAAAUUAUCCUCUGCUCGACUGAAGGAGUCCAUUGAGAAGAGCAAUGAAUUGUACCAGCAACUCAUUGACAAGCACGUAGACAAGUUGAACUACGUGGAGGAACGGAUGACGAAGAACAAGGAGUUUUACGAGGCAGAACUGAAGCGACUUGGGGAGGAGAAUGAAAAGACGCGUGUGAGAUACGAAGAGCAGCUGGACAGGGCGCGUACCCAACACCAAAAGGAAACACGAAAGUUACGUGAACAGUUGAGUUCCGGCGCGUCGGAUCGUCAACGCUCAGGAGAAGCCGUCAAACGUUUACAGGAAGAGCAUGAGAAGGAGAUGAACCGUCGACAGGAAGAAAUGGACCGCUACCGUCAGGACAAGGAGCAGGAGAUUUCUCGGCUAAAGAAACAAGUUGACAAUGAAAAACUGCGGCACGAAAGUGACAUGCUUGAGAAGGAGCGUCAACGGCGUUCUUUGGAGCGUGAAGUGAAUGAGUUGCGGCGGGAGUUGCUUAAAGCACAGACAGAGCGAAAUCGCAUGGAGCAACAGCACCACACGGAGCUUCAAAAUCUUUCGCAGCAGCAGGAACGUCUCGUUCAUGUCAGUAACGGUCUGCUUUCCGACUGGGAUAACCGUUCCUCGGCGAUGGAUGCCUCUUUCACUCAGCUGCGAGCCCUGCUGCAGACUCAGGACUACCUGAACUUCCGAGCCCGUCUUCGCGACGCAACGCUUGAGCGGAAGGACUACACGGCAGAGCUUGAGGCCGUGGAGGAGCGAAAGCGGCGCGACACACAGCGACUCCGAGAGAUUGUGCAACAGCUGAGACAGAACCAAGAAGACAGCAAGGCAAGCAUCCAGCGUUUUGAGGAGGACAUUAUGAAGCAUCUUGCCCGUUCCAACAAGGCACGCCACAGUGGCAAUAGCAGCAAUAAAGACAGUCACGAAAACGGAAAUGGUGACAGCAAUACUAAUGCUGGUACGAAAAAUACUGACGGCAACGGCAAAAGCGGGGCCAACAAGUCGCCCACUUCUGUUCCCCCUGCACGUGCAGAGAAAAAAGAACCGUCCGUUAAGGCACGGGGUGGAACGUCAAAAUAG